Molecule: messenger RNA, 1871 nt
Organism: Triplophysa rosa
Lineage: Eukaryota; Metazoa; Chordata; Actinopteri; Cypriniformes; Nemacheilidae
Gene: kcne4
Product: potassium voltage-gated channel, Isk-related family, member 4
Exons: 2
Coding region: 276-803 (175 amino acids)
Biological process (GO): regulation of ventricular cardiac muscle cell membrane repolarization; potassium ion export across plasma membrane; regulation of heart rate by cardiac conduction
Cellular component (GO): membrane
Molecular function (GO): voltage-gated potassium channel activity involved in ventricular cardiac muscle cell action potential repolarization; potassium channel regulator activity; transmembrane transporter binding
Source: RefSeq, a predicted model, not a curated record
AGCUGUCUUGAUAUGUUAUGAUAAACGAGCGCAUUUGGCAGCAAUUGAGCUCCAUUAUGCGUCAUAAGAAUGAGGCUGUGAGCAUCUCUGAGGGACGGACGUGAGGAUCUCGACUCCCUCAACCCCUGUCACAGAUCCUCCUGGCGCGUGUCCACGCACAGCUGCCCUCGCGAGACCAGUUAUUUAAACGACACAGCUGACAUUCCCCUUACAGCCCAGAAACAUACGCGGAAAAGUGUCCACGCUGAAAGAUCUCGGUAACUGCUACUAUCGCAAUGGAGUCGGCGCGCAACGGCACCGCGCGGGGCGCGCUCUCAUCGCAGCAGACCACCAGACUUUCCUCGCUCGGCGGAAGGGACGGCAACGCUUACUUGUACAUCGUCAUCGUGGUGUCCUUCUACGGAGUCUUCCUCAUGGGGAUCAUGCUCGGUUACCUGCGCAGCAAACGGCGAGAGAAGAGACGCAUGAACGCUUUCACGCGCCUGCUGCACGAGGAGGAGCAGCGCGAGUGGGGCGCGAGCCAGAAAAAGCACAGUUUCAGCCUGCCCUCGUUUCCCGCGCUGCGCUCUACGCCGGUGCCGUUCUUGUUAACCGGCAGGCACGCGGGCUGCGGGCGCGUUCUCGCACCUCUGGCCUGCGCGCUGUGCUCGGUGGAACAGAGCAGCGUGAGUUCUCUCAGCUCCACCGCCGAUGUGCGCUUUGCUAUAGAGGAAGAGCCGGUGAACGGAGACGGGACCGAGGAACCGGUGAUCUCGCGCUCGGAACCAAACUGCGGCGCGGAAAAUCUGAGCGAGACUUCCUGAGGUUGCGUCACCUGACCAAAUGUCUAAAAUCAACUCUAAGGUUCCUUAAAGUUCAUGACGGACUGUAUGGUUUCAUAAAGAAUCUUUAAGAUCAAUAGAAACUGUUGAACAAAAACUUUAAAGGGAUACUUAACCCAAAAAUGAAAAUUCUGUCAUCAUUUACUCACCUUCGAGUUGUUCCAAAUCUGUAUAAAUUUCUUUGUUCUGAUGAACAGAGAAAGAUAUUUGGAAGUAUGCUUAUAACCAGACAGAUCUUGCCCCCCAUUGACUCCCAUAGUAGGAAAAAAUACAAUGGUAGUCAAAGGUGCCCCAGAACUGUUUGCUGUCCUACAUUCUUCAAAAUGUCUUAUUUUGUGUUCAGCAUAACAAAAAAAAAUGAUAAAGUAAUUUGUCCUACUAAGUCAAUGGGGGGCAAUUCUGUUUGGUUAUAAGCAUUCUCCCAAAUAUCUUUCUCUGUGUUCAUCAGAACAAAGACAUUUAUACAGAUUUGGAACAACUCGAAGGUGAGUAAAUGAUGACAGAAUUUUCAUUUUUGGGUGAAGUAUCCCUUUAAAUUCUAGAGAAUAUAAAAGAUAAGAAAACACUAAAUGGCUCUUUGGGUUCUUAUGUGAAAUCGCGCGAUGAAGUGCCUUUAUUUUUAAAAGUGAAACGAUGGUAUUAGCAUCAAUAAACGAACUUAACAUGACAGCAAAGCGCAUAACUCUGUUUGAUGGAGUUUCCACAUUCAUUCAUUUACAGUAGUUUUAAUAAAUACUAACUGUAGUAUUUUGGCAGUGGUAAGGUUCUCCAAAGUGCCGAGGCGGUAAAUACGAAUAAAAAAAUAACCUGGAAAUCACUUGAAAACUCUUUGUUCUUAUAUAUCAACAUGUACAUAAACGUGUGAAAUAAUUUGAUAUGUUUGCAUUUUUUGUAAAUAAGUGAUCCAUAUUGCUUUACUUGCAUGGAUGCGACUAUUUAAGAGUCUAUUAAAAAGUCUCUUCGGUUUGAGUGAAGUUUCAUGUCUUUAUUUGCACUUACAAAUCACUGUCUCAUGGGGGUGUAAGAGACCAUGUGAGCAUCUCAAGGGAC